Messenger RNA from Pyricularia grisea, 768 nucleotides. RefSeq lists its product as uncharacterized. NCBI's taxonomy places the organism in Eukaryota, Fungi, Ascomycota, Sordariomycetes, Magnaporthales, Pyriculariaceae. Bases 1 to 768 code for a protein of 255 amino acids. Gene Ontology annotation, biological process: sterol metabolic process. The transcript has 2 exons. The record is from RefSeq and is a predicted model, not a curated record. Gene Ontology annotation, molecular function: iron ion binding; heme binding; oxidoreductase activity, acting on paired donors, with incorporation or reduction of molecular oxygen.
AUGCCACUACUCCAGAAGGAUGCCGAAGGCGACCUGCAAAGCAUGCUCGCAAAGUGCGGCGGAGGCACUGGCGUACUGGACCCCUUGCAGGACUUUUACCGCCUUAUUUUCAAGCUCAGCAUUCGCACCGUCGGAGCCAUGGAAAUAGCCGACUCCCCCAAGCUUUUCAACGAUUUUAUAACGUCGCUGCAAGCCAUCGCAGGUACAGCCUCGGCCUGGGCGGUUAUCUUUCCUUCCUUCCCGAUCCUUACCCAGAUUAGAAACAUAAAGGCCGGCAUGAAGCUCUACAAGAUAAUCAGCUCCAUACGAGAGGAGCGCUUGCGAACGGGCAAGCGUGAAGAAGACGCCAUGCAGAUGCUUAUGGAUGACGAUACAGACAAUGGCAAGAUUUUAAAGUUUAUCCUCGGCUCCCUUUUUGCCGCUGUCCUUAACACCGUCCUGGUCACAGCCUAUAUAUUUGUAUAUUUGGCAACGAACCCCGAAUGGUAUAAAAGGGUUCAGCAGGAAGUAGAUGACAUGGUUAAAAAGCACCGCCUCCCCGGCCAAACUUCAUUCGAGGCCAUCCGCAGAUUAACAUUCCUCCAACUGGUACAUCAAUUCCCCAUUAUUGAUGCCUGUAUUAAAGAGACCAUCCGCUUCCAAAUGCCUACGGCCGGCUUCAGACAAAAUGUCUCAGGUACCGACAUUCCUAUUGGAAACACUGGGGAGAUUAUCCCCCGGGAUGCAUAUGCCGUUGAGUUCAACCCUAAAAUGUUUGCUUUUAGAUAG